GUUUAUGUGGCAACUUUGGCGGUUCAUGGGCCGCAGAUUGCCGAUUUUCGUUGUUCUAUUUAUUUUAAUAAUAAACGUAUAGCUUAAUUUGUUUGUAAUACAACAGAUAAAGUGAAAUCUUCUGUUCAUUAACGUCCCGUGCUGCAGAAAUAACCUGAUAUUAAGUACAUUUUUACAUACGCCGUAAAUAAGGACAGCCAUCAGGUUAUUAUGUUACUCAACAAAACCAGGCUGGUGGGCUUCACAAAUCGCUCGCGGAAGUGCAAUAUGGAGAUAAAUUCCACGUCAGACGUAGUAAUUUUGAGUGGUAACUCGCACCCCGAGUUGGCUGACCUAGUUGCGAACCGCUUGGGUGUACGCAAAGGAGGAUGUUCAGUCUACCACAAAACAAACAGGGAAACUAUGGUCGAAAUUGCGGACUCGAUUCGCGGCAAGAAUAUUUACAUAGUACAGACUGGGACAAAGGAUGUUAACAACAAUAUAAUGGAGCUACUUAUAAUGGCAUAUGCUUGUAAAACGUCGUCAGCACGCUCUAUAGUUGGUGUCAUUCCAUAUCUGCCAUACAGCAAGCAAUGCAAAAUGAGGAAACGUGGUUGCAUCGUAACUAAGCUGCUUGCCAAAAUGAUGUGCAAAUCAGGUCUCACUCACAUCAUAACCAUGGACUUGCAUCAGAAAGAGAUACAGGGCUUCUUUGAUUGUCCCGUUGAUAAUCUGAGGGCAUCGCCUUUCUUGUUGCAGUAUAUUCAGGAAAGUAUCCCAGACUACCGGAACUCUGUAAUAGUGGCACGGAACCCUGGCUCUGCUAAGAAAGCCACAUCAUAUGCGGAGCGGCUGCGGCUUGCCAUUGCAGUGAUACACGGAGAACAGAAGGAGGCGGAAAGUGAUGAGGUUGACGGUCGAUACUCACCGCCUUGCAUGCCUAGUGUGGACAGAUCCAGAACAAUGGAUGUGUCUGUUGGAGUCCCUGUACACCCUGCCAAAGAGAAGCCCCCCAUUAACGUAGUGGGGGAUGUAGGAGGCAGAAUUGCUAUUAUGGUGGACGACAUGAUCGACGACGUACAAUCAUUCGUAGCUGCGGCAGAAGUGUUAAAAGAGUGUGGGGCAUACAAAAUCUAUGUGCUGGCAACACACGGGCUGCUGUCAUCCGACGCACCGAGACUCAUUGAGGACUCCUCCAUAGAUGAGGUGGUGGUCACCAACACUGUGCCCCACGAGCUUCAGAAGAUGCAGUGCAACAAAAUCAAGACUAUCGACAUAUCAGUGUUGCUAAGCGAGGCGAUCAGACGCAUACACAACAAAGAAUCCAUGUCCUAUUUGUUCAAAAACGUCACACUUGAGGAUUAAUAAGUAUAUGCCACUAAAGUUGGAUAUAUGGCACCUUAUGCAACUCAUCUCAUUUAAACUUUAAAACAACAGCAUAUUAUAAACUGUAAGUGUAAAUUUUAUUGUAAUAUACAUAAAGCAGUAUCGUAACUAUAGAACUGUACAGCUGGCAAAAUGCCACAGGCCCACAGCUUCAAUGGGAUCCUAGCACUAAAUAUCAUAAACAGAAAUAAUCUAAUAUUAAAAAAAAAAAUGUGUCUCAGUACACUCGACAGAAGUGAUAACUUAAACCUGCUGCCAAGUGUGAGAGAAAGGGAAGCCAGACAGCCGUAACGCGUUACGUUACGAAUCGGUUUAUCCUCUCACAAGAAGUGAUCACUUCAGAAAUACAAUGACAAAAUGAUAUUUUCCUGGGACCCAGGCCUCGGAGGCUUUGGUGAUAGUUACGCUACUGCAUCAAAGUAUUAGUGUAAAUUGUUUAUACAGAUCAUCAGAAUUUUAUAUAAUGAAAAAAAAUGUAACAUUUAAACCUAGAAAACAAAAACAUUCAAUAAGGGUUCUGUAUCUUUGAUAUGUCAUACAAACAUUGAUGAUAACAAGUAAUGCAUUUUUUUAUAACUGAAAAAAGUGCAUUUAGCAGAAAAAGGUAUCUACAAACUAUGAUCGAUGCACAGGCAGUUUUUCGUUUACAUAUAGAACUAGUGACUAAAACUACAUUGUAACUCAAGUGUCGUGAGUGUACCAUUUUAAAAUAUAAUUAGCAUUGUAAGUACGUAUUUUAUAGUAUUAACUGAAGUAUGGGAAACUGUUAGUAUUAAUUUCUCUCACUUUAUAAGUUGUUUUUAAGUAUUAUUCUUUCCACAGUAAUCUCUAUAACACACAAGACAACUUCAUAUUUUGCAAGCAAAAUUACUUUUUUAUGUUGCCAGGUUAAAAAAGGAACAAAUUAGUUGAUAUGUCAUACCAUUUAGUUAAGACUAAAGCAAUAUAAUAUACUAAUUGAAUAAUGCUUAAGUAUUAAGUAUUAGUUAAAUUCGUAUGAUGUAUGUAAGUAUCUAGGGUAAUAUAAAAAUCAAAGGCAUCAACGGUAUUUUCACAAGUUUGUUACAUUGAUAAAGGUUGUUGAGUGUUGAGGGGACUUGGAAUGCUUUUACGGUAAAUAUUUUUGAUUCAACAAAUGAUAAUUUCCUUUUCCUAGCACUUAUAUAAUAUUAUAUUUAUAUUUAAGGGUAAUUACCAUUAAAUAUAAAUAAAAAUAUAAAGACUAUAGGGUAUAUAUAAGUUUGUUUUGUAAUGGUGUUAAAAAUUUGGUCUGCCAGUGACAUUUAUGACAUAAAGUACUGUGAUUUUUGUAUCUUACAAUGUGAAUCAAAAACUACAAAUAUGUUUACUAAAGUCCAAAGCUUUUAUAAAACGUAAGAUAAUGUAUAGAUUAGUCUUAAAUAUAUGUUGUUAUUGAUAUGUAGGUAUAUUAUUUUUAUCUCAUUAAAUAAUUUUGUGGCA
This is a messenger RNA of Bicyclus anynana (squinting bush brown), 2826 nucleotides long. RefSeq names its product phosphoribosyl pyrophosphate synthase-associated protein 2. Gene Ontology annotation, biological process: purine nucleotide biosynthetic process; 5-phosphoribose 1-diphosphate biosynthetic process. The transcript is spliced from 7 exons. Gene Ontology annotation, cellular component: ribose phosphate diphosphokinase complex; cytoplasm. Bases 211 to 1344 code for a protein of 377 amino acids. The record is from RefSeq and is a predicted model, not a curated record. Gene Ontology annotation, molecular function: magnesium ion binding; ribose phosphate diphosphokinase activity. Lineage: Eukaryota; Metazoa; Arthropoda; Insecta; Lepidoptera; Nymphalidae.